Messenger RNA from Amoebophrya sp. A25, 4712 nucleotides. NCBI's taxonomy places the organism in Eukaryota, Dinophyceae, Syndiniales, Amoebophryaceae. The record is from the annotation of a GenBank genome assembly.
AGGAACGCGACGCCUUCGUCCACCCAUGUCCAACAAGUUCUCACCGUGAACUAAGAUCUACUUCUUCCCGCUGACUGAUCCACCUCGAUCCCUGCAUCACCUCUCUGAGGAAUGCUAGAAGCGCAUUACUUGUUCAUGUCUCCACAAGCCCAUGAUCUUCUUUUUCUUUUCACAAAAAUGCAACCAGUUUAUUGUACAAGCUACCAUCAAAAGUUGAUAAAGUCAUUUUUUUCUAAUUUGUGAUUGUGAUAUCAACGUACUGCAACGACAUUGCAGAUCAAAGCAAAGGCUUCUUUUCGAGGUUUUUUUCGUGGUUGUUGAAUGAUUUAUUACCUAAGCGAAAUCAAUAAAGAUGGGAAAAGCUCCAAUGAAGAAAUUCGGUGGCGGCAAGAAGGGCGGAAAAGGCCGAGGUAAGCGGGAUCGCGACCGUGACCUUAAUGUCUUGAAUGAGGGCGUUGCUGCGAAUGCGCCGAGCAAGAAGAACCACAAUCCGAAGGACAAUUUCAAUUUUGCCGGCAGCCGAACGGUGCCGCUCACUGAGCGGGCGAGAUUCCACGUUCGGUGUAAGCGUUUCUCUGGUCGCACCUCGGAGGAAGUAGGAGCGUUUUUGGAAAAAGCGUUCAGGGAACUUUUCCGACCUUCAGGUCCAUCUUCUGAGACCACUCAAGAUAUGACAGCUAAAGCUAAGCCACCCGUUUUGGUUGACUUUUUCAAGUUGCGAGCUUGGGACUUCGGGUUUCUUACAGUGGCAAAAACCGACUGCGAAGCCGCUACGACUUUCCUCACGCGGGAGGACUUCGACAGAGUAUUGCUGCGGGAAUUCACGCUCGGCGUGACGGUGGAGGAGGAAUGCCAGCAUGGUAGUAGCGCAGCGUCGGACAAGAAGGAAGGCGAGGAGAAUAAAGAUAAGGAGACUCCUGGUCCUGGUGCAGCUGCCUCUUUCGAAGAUGGCAAAACAACUGAAGCUAGCGCCACUUCCGCUCCAGCUGCGAGAGAACCGUUAGUCACUGUGAAGGAAGCUAUUGAACGACCACCGCGAAGAGACGGGAAGGAGAAACAGUUUAGUGCCGCUCCAGACGCAGCAGAACAGGGUGGUGACAGAUUUGGCUAUAAAGCCGGCCACGUACCAACGUUAAUGGAGCUGAAAGUAAAACUAGCGAACUGGUCCAGACAACGCGAUAUCCCGCUAGUGGAUAAGGUACUACUGCUUAUACUUGUCGAUCUUGGCUUCCUGUUUGACAAGGACUAGCGGUUGUGGCGUUUGUGCUUUGAAGCCAAAAUUUUUGUUUCUGAUUUUUUGGAAUGAUUAGUUUGUACUUCUAAGUUGUAGUUCGUUGCCAGAAAUCCAUAUCCACCAGUUUUUUUAACGCAACAUGGCAAAUACAAACAGGUGACCCCGUUGUUUUCGCAGUGGGACUACGCUCAGCAGAUGAAGAUGAAGCUGACGUAUACGCGCACAACCUGCAAGAACAUCGUGAAGCGCAUGAAUACGUUCUGCAAGGACGAGGGUCUCCAGCUUCCGCAAUGGUCGAAUAUUCACUGCUCAAAUCACGGCGUCAUCGUGGAACCUAUCAUAGCGUGUCCGAAGUAUGUGCGCGACAUCGGCUACCGCAACAAAGUGGAGUUCUCUUGUGGCCAGAAAGAUCAGCCGGAUGAAGAAGUAGAGGGUACUGCAGCAGCAAAGGCUGACGAUGUUGAAAAUUUCGAGGUGGGCUUUGUUCAACGUAUGGAUUACACGAACGAGCAGAUCGUUGGCUGUCCACAAAAUCUGCCUCACGUUUCUGCAUGCGCGAAGCAAGUGGCAAUGGCGAUGAAGAGAGUCAUACGCAGGUCUGGUCUGCCCGUGUAUAAGCGUAGUCGGGGAGAGCGCGCUGGCUUCUGGCGGCUUGUUAUGUGCCGCACCGUUGACACUAAGGACGUCGGUCCCGCGCAAGAAUCUUCGACGUCCUCUGUAGGAGCUACCUCGACGUCUUCGACAGGAGUCGUAGCUGCAGGACAACAAGACUUGUUUUUUCGUGGACGCGCCAUGCCUAAAGAAGUGGUUUCGAAGACGUCUGAUGAGUCGGGUCCAGCGGUCGUAUCUUCCUUCACUUUCACCGACGAAAAGCAUUUGUGUGCGCAGGACGAGGAAGACGCGAAGCGUUUGCUUAGCGAGGAGCAUCAGGCUCACGGAACCUUGCCACCAGAAGAACACAAGAUUCUGUUGGUAAUCCAAGUUACCUGCUGCCACGACCCGCAGUUGCUCGCUGGUUUGACUAAUCUGGUGCGGGAGGAGUUCAAGGACUUGCGCCUGUGCAGCGUCUAUUGGGCGUUAAACGACGGUAUGUCCGAUGCGUUCGACUUCAACGCACCCUUGUUCAAGUUGCUGGAUAAAAACGAUGAACAAAAAGACGAAGCAGCUAAAAAGCUUUUAUUUGAUCAGGCAUACUGCCUUGAGGAGAAUGAGAAGGAGCGCAACUGCAGCGUGCGUCCCGGACUCGAGGGCAAUGAUGAAAAAACUUUCGUCAAGCGAUUCCAGGAGGUGAGAAGCCAUCUGUUGGAGACGCAGACGGAGGAUGCAGCAGUCUCGGAGAUCAGUGCUGUCUUGAAGCGAGAGCGCACUCAUACGGAUGCACAAAAUAGUGUCGAGUUUGUGCGUGGGUUGCGUGGAAAUAAGUGGUUUGGACCCGGGACGUUGCUUUCUUCAACUUCGGUGGAUGAGUCGCCCGCUGGCUCUGAAGACGAUCAAGACGAAGAGAAUGCUUCUGACGGUGAAGAGGAAGAGUGUAGUCCAACCGCGGUGUCUUCGACCGCAGGUGGAACCUUUGAUGCUGACCAAAUGGUUGUGGACACGGAAGAGAGGACGGCGACCGGCAAUUUGAUGCGUCGCCGCACGAAGAACGAGAAGAAAAAACGCAAGAACGUGAAUGUGAACCCUGAGCAAACCAUGUACCACGCCUUUGGGGACGAGGCUUUAGAGAUGCCGCUUUGCGGCCUAAACUUUACGGUUGGGCCCAGUAGCUUCUUUCAGACCAACUCUGCAGUCACCGAGAAGCUUUACAAUAAGGCGCUGGAGUGGGCUGGAGUUGGCGUUUAUGGAAGCAGCAAAACUGAAACUGUUACAACUACAUCAAAUCAAGAAAGUCAAAGCGGCGAGAACGACGCAAUAACUAGUUCUACAACUUCUCCCGCUUCUGAGCAGGCAACCGCACCAGUCGUUUCAGUUGCUGGUGUCGAUCUGAAGCAAGACGAAUUGAAGAACAAGGAGACAAUGAAGAAGCCGAACUUGAUCCUGGAUAUUUGUAGUGGCGUUGGUACCAUCGGCUGCAUUGCUGCAAAGCGUGAUCCAGCAAGUCUCGUCAUCGGUGUCGAGCUGAUUCCUGAGGCCGUGGCCGCAGCCAAUGCCAAUGCUUCCGCAAACAAGCUAGACAACUGCGUUUUUCUCUGCGGUAAAGCCGAAGAAGUACUGCCGGGGCUCUUUUCGUACUUGCAUGAGCGCGCUAAGAACACGAAAGAGUCUAAAGAUAAACUUGUGAACGAGCCGCGGUUUGCCAGGAUCCAUGAGCAGGUGGACACAGUUCUCAACCGCGUGCAAACGCGCUUCGCGAAGUCAUCUGGCGAGGCAGAUGCUUCAAGUGUGGAGUUCACUGGUUUUGGAAGCACGACCGCCAUUGUGGAUCCACCGCGCAUUGGCUUACACAAGGACGUGUCGAUCGCUUUGGCUAGAAAUUUGGGUAUUGAACGCCUUGUCUACGUGAGCUGCAACCCUGACACUUUGUGCGAUGACGUGAUACGCCUCUGUGCGCCCCAGGGAGACGAUCGCGUCUCAGGCCGCUUCGUGCCCUUCAAAGCAGUGCCAGUGGACAUGUUUCCGCACACGGUGCACUUGGAAAUGGUGUUGUAUUUGGAGCGAUACUGCCCGGCUCGCCAUGACCAUUUGUGGACCGGUGAGCCUGAAUGGGUCUUGAAAAUGAGAGCGCGACAAGAGACUGACCGCCGACCUCAAGAGGUGAAGGAUUCUGAAGAGGCUGAAAAAACAGCGAAACGAAGAAAAGUGGAUUCCUCGUCUAGCAAGCCUGAGGAAGGAAAGUCGGAGGAGCAAUAUUAGCUUCUCACAAGCUGCAAGCGCAAGACCGAACUAAGAGGGGUCAUAGGAUCACGGGUGCACAAGAACUACGGUUGUGGAUCGAGCGGAUGACAGAACGAGGAACAAGCUCAUGAGUCGGCAUUGGACGACCACAAAUGCGCACUAAAAGCAUCAGCAUCACGAUAUCGACGUUGAUGAAUCACACUCAUUCAAUUUCAAGCGAGGAGGCGGUCUACUUGCAUUUGAAAGUCAUGAAUCAUUUUGUUCUUCAACAUACCUGAUUACAAUGUUUUUCACACCUGUAAUGGAAUGUAGUUUACUCCCGUUUUCCCCACGCUGCAAAUCCCCAAAGGUAUGAACUAUAUCAUUGAAAACUAUUCGCAAAAAUGAUGGUUUUUCAAAUUGCAAACGGUCGUAGCAUACCAAACCUAAUGCCUAGUGCAGCUGCACCCGCACGAUCGGAUGGUUACAAGGAACAUCUAGUACAUGGGGUAGUUGUUCGUAAAAGCGAUACCAUUCCUCCUCCAAAUCCAUGCGAUGUGUCGUUUCUUGCAGGGGGCAGAGCCCCAAACUUCCGAGCGGUUGUUUUUUAUGAAGAACAAACAGAGGUCCCAAUGUAUUACUGUUCCGCUGGGCGUUACGAAAA